UGAACUUUGAGUGAUUCUAGUCUAAAGCAUUGUGAUUUGUAGCUUAUUUAAUUUUGAGGAGGAUACUCGUGAAGCAACAGCACAAUGAAUCGUUUCGUUGCAGUGAUGGCAUUGGUCACCCUGGUGCAGUCGCUGUCGAUUGAUGAUCGCACCUUGGACAUCAACGUUAACGUCGAGAAGAACUCCAACUCCUACCAUCACGGGCAACUUCGGGAAGGUGUGUUCGAGUAUGGACUGGAUGUCGUCAAGACGCAGGACCAUCACUUCCAGCACAAGGUCAAGGGUUCGGACGGUGUGACCUACGGAUGUUAUGGAUUUGUGGAUCCGGAUGGCAAACCUCAUCUGACGCACUAUGUCUCGGAUCUGAAGGGAUACCGGGUGGUCCCGCCAGAGCACGCCACCAAGAUCUACAUCUCCCGACUGGAGAAGAGCAUUACCAACGUAUACCAAGGCUCGGUUGCAAAGGACGUUCAAUGGAAGGACCUCUUCUUUCCACCAGCUUGUAGAAGCCUGCAAGCUGAACUGGAAAAGGCAGCAAGCGUUACCGUAACUCAGCGUGUAAGUGCUCCAAGAUCUACCACCACUCCACGACCAGUCACUACUCCACGACAGUUCUCCGCCAAACCCACAGCACCGAGAACGAGCACGACCCCGGCACCACCUCCACUGGAACCGGAAUUUACCGACAGCAGCAACGUUCACGAGUCCGUCAUCCCUCCCGCGGCUGGAUGCUCCAAAGUAUGCGACGAACUUAAGGGGGAACUGCAGGAAAUCAAGUCCAAGCUGAAGAGCCUGAUCGAUGGCCUGGCACGGAAGGAAGCCGAAGAGCAACAAGCCAAGAAGAAGAAGUCUGGUUCCGGCACUGGAGGAAAUGCUACUUAUGCCUAUUUCCCGGUGAUGUUGAGCGACAGUCUUCCGGAGGGAGCCUCAACCUCCGGACAGUUUGCGCUGCCAGCUUUCCAGUGCGGAAGGCAGUAAAGGCUAGGCGGGCUAUGUGGAAAGGAGUUAUAUUUUACAGGUUGUGAUGCAAGUCAAAUCGAGUGCAAUGUACAGAACUUAGGCUAAG
This is a messenger RNA of Ochlerotatus camptorhynchus, 1066 nucleotides long. RefSeq lists its product as uncharacterized. Bases 85 to 978 code for a protein of 297 amino acids. NCBI's taxonomy places the organism in Eukaryota, Metazoa, Arthropoda, Insecta, Diptera, Culicidae. The transcript has 3 exons. The record is from RefSeq and is a predicted model, not a curated record.